AGAUUUGAAUCAUUUUUGCCAUCUUAUUGUUUAUUGAUUAAUUAUUCUCAAUGGUAUUAAUAAGCACCACACGGUCCAACAUUAUCUGACACAAAAUCUUCCAACACUGACCAGCACUUUCUUCAAAUUAGGCCCUGUCCAACACAAGACAAGGAUCUAUCACUGUCCUCAUUGGCAGCCCUGACAGUUAAUGUCUAGCAAUAUUACUGUAACACUGUCUUCAAACCCAAGACUGUACAGCACUGUCUAACGCUGUCCAUUACUUACACCUUUUCUUUCACAUGGCACUGCAUCACCAAUAUAUAUUCUUCCUCGUCAUGCUGACACACUCCCAAGGCCGUUUCAGCCAAUAAAAAAGGGCCUGGCUCUUUUAAUGUGCACAUUAAAAGUGGGUCAUAAUGAGGAAUUGUAGAGGAGGGGUUGAGAUGGGAAAAUGAAAGACUGAAUGUUUGAAAAUCUGUUGAAAGCCUCAUGGAAGGUGACGCCUGGGAGUUGGUGCCUAUAAAAACCACACAGAGCUAGACAGCAACACUGCAUCCCGAUACGAACAAGAGAACAGUACUUUUACGAUUAUUUGGCUGGUCGUGGUUAAUCAAAAUGACAACUAUAUUGAGGACCUUGCUUCUCCAUGCUGUGAUCCUCUGUGUAAUGCAGACAUCAGGUGUGCGUAUUGAGGCUGUUCCAGGUAGUGUUGAGCAGAUGAUUGAGAUGAAGCUGAAUGGCACCGUGUCUCUGAUCUGCCGGCAUAAGACUGCCGCUGGGACUGACAUGGAGCUGGUGUGGCUGAGAAACAAUGCUCUGGUGAAGCUGGAGAACAACAACAGGGGUGAUAACAGCUCCAUCUGUGUGACACCUCUGACACACGAAGACAACGGCGCUAUUUUUACCUGCCAGAGGAAGAAUGACACCACUUUGAAUGACUCAGUGACCCUGAACGUCACCUAUGCCUCCAGGACGAAUGGCAGUGAGAAGUUCGACAUGGAGGAACAGGAGACUCUGGUGCUGCUGUGUGACAUGUAUGCCAACCCUGCUGUGAUAGUGUCAUGGGAGUUUAAUGGAACCCAACUGGAGCACACCACUGGCAAAGUCAUAGUGACCAAUGACGGCUUCACGAGCAAGCUGACAGUGAACAAAUUGGACAUGGAUCUGCACCAGGGAACGUACAUAUGUGAAACAAAUUCGCCCAAACAUGGAAAACAAAGACGAACCUUCAGUGUUGACGUUAAAGAAAGGACCAUCAGGUUCCCUGUGAUGCCGAUCGUGGCUGGCGUCGUGGUAGUCUUCCUCACAAUACUUCUGGCCAUUUUCUCACGAAGAAAGAAGAUUGCCAAGUGCUUCAAGUGAAGCCGUUACAUGUGGAACCACUCCAAGCAGGUGCCUGUAAAUGUAUUCAUGAGAAUUCUGUGUAAAGGUUAUGUUUUAUACUGUAUUUAAUUAUAAACGUUUGGAAAAUGAAACCUUGAGACGUUGCCUUGUAUGAGGUGAUUGAAAGCUGGAUUAUGCCUGUAUUUAAAAAAUAAAUAAAAAGGUACUAUAUUGCAAUUGGUUAGACAUUGCAUUUUUAUUGUUUCAUUUUGGAUGUAAAUUAAACUUUAACU
Messenger RNA from Gadus chalcogrammus (walleye pollock), 1598 nucleotides. It is a transcript of the gene tmigd1, whose product is annotated as transmembrane and immunoglobulin domain containing 1. The record is from RefSeq and is a predicted model, not a curated record. The transcript has 6 exons. Gene Ontology annotation, biological process: cell-cell adhesion. NCBI's taxonomy places the organism in Eukaryota, Metazoa, Chordata, Actinopteri, Gadiformes, Gadidae. Gene Ontology annotation, cellular component: cell-cell junction. Gene Ontology annotation, molecular function: cell adhesion molecule binding. The coding region runs from base 598 to 1344 and encodes 248 amino acids.